UUUGCAAUGAGCGAGAACGCACCGUACCUGCGCAUGCUGGGCUUCAUGGCCGUCGUUUUGAUGGCGGUUGCGAUCCCACUUGCCUUUUAUGGCUACCGCUUGCUGCCGCACACGGCGCGCGUCAGCACCUUCUUCGUCGUCUUCCUCCUCGCGGUGCAAGGCGUCGUGACCUUCUCGAACGACGACGAUUACGACCCCAACAUGCACGUGAUUGGCCUUAUCCUCGCCUUGUUCACGGCCCUCGCCGUCUUCAAGCUCCCAACGGCAGCCAUGUUUAGCAUCGGCGCGCUCACGGGCGCGUCCAUUACCAUUGAAGUCCUCAGCUAUACGCUCCUGGGCGACUUGUGGACGUUUGUCGGCGCGCUUCUUGCAGCGCUUGUGGGUGGCGCCUUUUGCCUUGGCCGUCGCGCGCUUCUGAUCGUCUGCACGUCGUUCAACGGCGCGAUGCUGUUUAUGACGGGCGCCUCGCUUUUGCUCGUGUACCCGUCGACGAGCUUUGCGGUGAUCUACUUUGGCGCGCAUCUGGCGAUCUUUCUGCUCGCGAUGCUCGUCCAGUUCAAGUUCACGGCGCGCGACAUUGAUCACGACGUUGGCCGCAGUGAUAUCGCUCGCGAGAAGGCCAUGGUCGCGACACCUGAGGCCUACGCCAACACCGUCUAAGGAGCUUAAUUUAUGUCCGUGCUUUAUCUUCGUCAAAUGCCAUGGCCCCGACCUCGCUGCGUCCAGUCCUAAAAUACUCGAACAGAUUGGAGACCGUCCAGGUCUGCAUCAUAGUCCCAAACGUUUGUUUCCACA
Saprolegnia diclina VS20 is the source of this 795-nucleotide messenger RNA. RefSeq lists its product as hypothetical. The record is from RefSeq and is a predicted model, not a curated record. The transcript has a single exon. The coding region runs from base 7 to 660 and encodes 217 amino acids. Lineage: Eukaryota; Oomycota; Saprolegniomycetes; Saprolegniales; Saprolegniaceae.